Exophiala spinifera is the source of this 1239-nucleotide messenger RNA. RefSeq lists its product as uncharacterized. The coding region runs from base 1 to 1239 and encodes 412 amino acids. Gene Ontology annotation, cellular component: plasma membrane; Golgi apparatus; endoplasmic reticulum. NCBI's taxonomy places the organism in Eukaryota, Fungi, Ascomycota, Eurotiomycetes, Chaetothyriales, Herpotrichiellaceae. The transcript has 6 exons. The record is from RefSeq and is a predicted model, not a curated record.
AUGUCGCAAACAGAUGUGGUCCAGACGGACUCGAUACACGAGGAAGACCCUCACAAUGAGCCUCCUAAGAAACAGAAGAGCCGACGCCCAGCCAACACCGCUUUUAGACAGCAACGGCUGAAGGCAUGGCAGCCGAUUCUGACUCCCAAGACGGUGCUACCCAUCUUCUUCGCAAUCGGUGUUAUCUUCGCUCCAAUCGGUGGACUGUUGUUGUGGGCGAGUGCGAGCGUCCAAGAGUUGGUGAUUGACUAUACCGACUGCAAUACCACCGCAACCACAUCAUUUACCGCGAUCCCCGAGAGCAAGGUCUCAACUUCGUUUAAAUCGUCCAACUCGACCGCCAGACCCCUAUGGAGAAGGACCCUGAACACUACCCAUCCUCCUUACAGCGUCGAGUUACGAAACACGCCAGUUUGUACACUCCAGUUCUCGAUUCCGAAUGACAUUGGUCCACCGGUCUACCUAUACUACCGCUUGACCAACUUCUACCAAAACCACAGAAGAUACGUCAAGUCGCUUGAUACUGAUCAGUUGAAGGGCGAUUUCCUGAGCAACCACACGAUUCAUGAUAGCUCGUGCAACCCUUUGAAAUUGGAUCACAAUGGAAAAGCAUACUACCCUUGUGGCCUGAUUGCCAACUCGAUAUUCAAUGACACCCUCAAUUCUCCCGUUGCAGUCAGUACUUCCGGUGGACAGGAGAGCCAGCAAUACCGCAUGACGAACGAAGGCAUCGCUUGGAGUUCGGAUGCGUCACUAUACAAGAGAACAAAGUAUACCAACUUCGACGUAUCGCCCCCGCCUAAUUGGGCCGUGCGGUACCCGGAUGGAUACACAGAUGAAAAUCCAAUCCCGGAUCUAUCCAAGUACGAAGAGUUCCAGGUUUGGAUGAGAACCGCAGGAUUGCCUACCUUCAGCAAGCUGGCGUUGCGCAACGACAACGAAACCAUGACAGCAGGAACAUAUCAGAUGGAUAUCUAUGACUUCUUCCCUGUCACCGUCUACUCUGGAAAGAAGAGCAUUCUGCUAUCGACUAGGUCAGUUGUUGGUGGAAAAAACAGCUUUUUGGGUAUUGCCUAUGUAGCGGUUGGUGGCCUUUGCAUCGUGUUGGGAGUAGUCUUUACCAUCGCACACUUGAUCAAGCCAAGAAAACUCGGUGAUCACACUUACUUGAGUUGGAACAACGACAGCCCAUCAACCGGUGUGUCAACCGGCCGCGAAGUGCGACCUGGAGGUGCCUAG